AUGGUGUUCUGUGGAUUAUUUUCAGAGCUCAUGGCAGGAAACUCCAGUUCUAACAGUAGUGGAACCAAUGCUUCACCCGUUGAGACGGUCCAAACAAAGAUGCGGUCCAAAUACUCACCAGAACUGAGUUCUUACACAUCCGCUUGUAAGAAAUACUCAUUCCUCAAAUCCUUUGAUUCAUUGCUUCACAAGCGAACCUACAACGUUAUCAGCUCGCUCGACACUCAGGCCAAGACUCGAUCUAUAAACCUAGAGUCACUCAUGGGGGUCUACGGAUAUCUUCUUGAACUAAACCAAGAUACAGUAAGAGUCAUCAUUCAAAACAAAGACGCUGUUUUGAAGAACAAAGAUCUUAAGUCUUUGGUUGAUAUCUACUUCAAAAGUACGUCCAAGACCUUAGAUUUCUGCAAUACCGUCCAGAAAUGCGUCAAGAAAGCGGAAAUAAGCCAACUUAUCAUUCGAUUUGCGGUGAAACAGUUUGAGACAGAAACGGAUCUUGGAGUGGGUAAGAAGAACAAGUACGCGAAAACGUUGGAGGAGCUGAACAAAUUUAAGUCUAUGGGAGACCCUUUUGAUGGUGAGUUCGUGACGCAGUACGAGUCCAUCUACGAUGAGCAGAUAUUGCUUUUGGACGAGUUGCGUAAGGUUAAAGAAAAGCUUGAUAAGAAACAGAGGAAUGUGAAGACAUGGAGGAUAGUGUCAAAUGUGGUUUUCGUGACUGCGUUUGUGGCUGCUUUUGUCUUAUCGGUGGCUGCGGCAGCAAUGGUAGCACCUCCGGUAUUGAGUGCGGUGGCGUCUGGACUGACCACGCCGAUUGAGGUUGUGGGAAUGUGGUGUAACAACAUGUGGAAGAAAUACGAGAAAGCUGUGGAGAGACAGAGAGGUGUGGUUUCGUCGCUGGAGCGUGGAGCGCAAGCUAACAAUGUAAUGAUGGUAAAUAUAAAAUUCGAAGUUGAUAACCUAAGCAUAAGGAUCUCGUCGAUUCUGAAGACAGUAGACUUUGUAGCGGAGAGAAAAGAAGAUGAAACGGCGACGAGAGUAGCGAUGCAAGACAUCAAGAAUCAAGUGGAAGAGUUUACUGAGAAAAUAAAGGAAGUGGGAGAAAGAGCGAACAACUGUAGCAAGCUCAUCGCGCUGGGGAGACUUGUAGUUAUGGGACACAUCCUUGGGGUAAGCAUCGUAGAAAGAGAAGCUGUAAGUAUUAUCAGUGGCGUUUGAUACUGAGGACUGAGGAGGUUGCUUGGGAAUCAAGGGUUUCUCUAUCGAUGAUGAUGAUCGGCUUUUAACUUACGCUUCUAAUGGUUCACUAUAGCUUUAUUCUGUGAUGUUGUCCAUUUAAAAGCAUAGAUUCAAAAAUAAUGUACACGUGUACGUGUAUGUGUUUUCCCUAAUGGUUCACUAUAGCUUUUUUUUUUGUUUUCCCUCCAUUCUCUGGCAAUUUGAAUUGGGAAUAGCAA
This is a messenger RNA of Capsella rubella, 1457 nucleotides long. RefSeq names its product UPF0496 protein At5g66670. The transcript has a single exon. The record is from RefSeq and is a predicted model, not a curated record. Lineage: Eukaryota; Viridiplantae; Streptophyta; Magnoliopsida; Brassicales; Brassicaceae. Bases 1 to 1218 code for a protein of 405 amino acids.